This is a messenger RNA of Trematomus bernacchii (emerald rockcod), 3077 nucleotides long. Its product is annotated as calcitonin gene-related peptide type 1 receptor-like. NCBI's taxonomy places the organism in Eukaryota, Metazoa, Chordata, Actinopteri, Perciformes, Nototheniidae. The coding region runs from base 145 to 1524 and encodes 459 amino acids. Gene Ontology annotation, biological process: cell surface receptor signaling pathway; adenylate cyclase-activating G protein-coupled receptor signaling pathway; angiogenesis. The transcript has 13 exons. The record is from RefSeq and is a predicted model, not a curated record. Gene Ontology annotation, cellular component: plasma membrane. Gene Ontology annotation, molecular function: adrenomedullin receptor activity; calcitonin gene-related peptide receptor activity; calcitonin receptor activity.
CUCUGUUGUGAAACACAUGCACUCAAGGAUUACUCCAAAGGAAGUCUCGGAAACAGCUAUUCUUUCCCUGCGAAGGUAAACUCUCCGACUAAAGGAACAAUCUCCAAGAAGUGGAAAAAGUAGCUCCUGUGAAGAACAUCCACGAUGGAACGAAACUGCGUCAUGUCUCUCCUGGUCUUUUGCACCCUCAAUAAGCUGCUUGUGGUGGCGACCCCUGAAGAUGACCUGCUGGAGCAUCUGGAACACCGGGCGACACGGAACCAAAUCGCCACGGCCCAGUACGAGUGUUUCCAGAGGAUGGUACAAGAUUCCCACCGCAGAGCCAAAUCAAUAGGCCCAGUGUGCAACACCACGUGGGAUGGGUGGCUGUGCUGGGAUGAAACUGAAGCCGGACCAACAGAGCAGAGCUGUCCGGACUACUAUAAAGAUUUUGAUCCUCGUGCAAUGGCCUCCAAAGUGUGCUCAGAAACGGGCGAGUGGGGACGCCACCCCGAGAGCAACAGGACGUGGACCAACUUCACAAUCUGCCAUGCCAACACCACGCAUCACGGGAGAGCGGCAAUGACUCAUUUCUACCUUGUUAUGAUUGGUCACGGCCUGUCGCUGGUGUCACUGCUCAUAUCGUUAGGAAUAUUCUUCCAUUUUAAGAGUCUGAGCUGCCAGAGGAUAACACUCCACAAAAACCUCUUCCUCUCAUUCGUGCUGAACUCCAUCAUCACUGUUGUCUGGCUUACAACCGUGGUAAAGAAACAGGGACACACGUACAACGAUUCUGUAUGCUGCAAGCUGCUCAUGUUCAUCCACCUGUACCUGCUGAGCUGUAACUACUUCUGGAUGCUGUGUGAGGGCAUCUACCUCCACACCCUGAUCGUGGUUGCGGUGUUUGCAGAAAAACAACACCUCGUGUGGUACUACCUGCUAGGCUGGGGUUUUCCACUCGUGCCGACGGUGAUACAUUCGAUAGCGCGCUACUCCUUCUACAACGACAAAUGUUGGGUCAGCUCAGAUACCUCCUUGCUGUACAUUAUCCAUGGCCCCAUCUGUGCAGCAUUGGUGGUGAAUCUUUUCUUCCUGCUGAACAUCGUUCGGGUUCUUAUCACAAAGCUGAGAGUGACGCAUCAGGCCGAGUCCAGCCUCUACAUGCGGGCGGUGAGAGCAACACUCAUCCUCAUCCCCCUCCUCGGCAUCCAGUUCGUGCUGCUCCCCUACAAGCCCCAAGAUCACUGGGUCUCUGAGAUCUACCUGUACGUCAUGGAGAUCCUCAUGCACUACCAGGGUCUCUUGGUUUCUACAAUUUUCUGCUUCUUCAACGGAGAGGUUCAGAGCGUUCUGCGGAGGAAUUGGAACCAGCAGCGGAUGCAGUUUUCCGGCACGUUUGCCAACGCCGACUUCUUCCGCUCGGCCUCCUACGUGGCGUCGUCGCUCACAGAGGUCCACCGCUGCUACAGCAUCGAGAGCCACACCGAGCACAUGAACGGAAAGAGCUACUCAGACAUCUUCAGAUCGGACAGCCCUUUCGUGUGAAGGAGACACGUGAGACACCGUUUCGUUGACCUCUACCACGAUGUUACCAAGAUUGGCGUCUUCUUGGAGUGUUACUACUGUUCAUGGGAGAUGAAUACAAACUUUGUGGUUGUUUUUAAAUCUCUCAGCCAGAAAAACUAAAAAAUGUUUACCCUUUUUCACAAAUAUUACCAAAACAGAAGGACACCAUACAAAUAUUCAAAGGACCCAUUGCCGGACAAAAGGAAGACCCCCUGAAUCUAACGGUGUCACUGCAUUAACUUAAGGAUUUAAUGCUUUUUUCCAUCGUGUGGAUUAACUUGAAGAUACCAUUUUAAAAUGGGUGGUUGGUGCUGUGGAAAGGUGAUGCACGAAAACCCUGUUUUCACAACUCAUCUCUUGAUAGCAAGAGUUAGCAGGAGCUAGCAUAAUGGCGCACUGGAAAUAGCAAAAAAUAAGUUGGAAAGGGAAACUUAAUGCCAAUCAGUCAAGAAAAGUAAAAUAAGUAGCAUGCUUUUUGUUGUUAGACUAUACAGAACUACACCAAAAAGUACAAACGCAAAAAUAGAGCAAAUAAUUAGCUUGCUAGCUAAAUGUCAUUCCUGCUUUUUAACUACUUUUAAUUAAAUGCAUGCAACUCAGAGUUUUCUAUUUAUGUAUAAGGUCUUAGAAGAUAAGUCAGGCUCACUGUUCCUGCCUAAUAUCUGAUGAAGAAAAUGUCUUGUGUUCUCUAUGAAUAUGACAUAUGGAGGCACAAAAUAUGAAGCCUUUAGUGAACUGUUUAUACUUAGUCAGCUAAGAACACAUCAUUGUACAGUACUUAUGUUAUGUUUGUCCACAGACUGCAACUGGUUAAUCACUGUAGUGAGAAAGAAUUCAGCAGGAACUGACAUGUUGAUUGACUGAUAAGAUAAAGUUAGUCACCUUCAGUAAAAUACAAUGUUACUUUCCUGUCGAGUGAAGAGCUGCUGGUUUCAGCCUUUCAAAACAGGAAAUACACUUUUUCACUUCCUUGACGAGGUUUGGAUGAGAAGAUCAAAACCACUCUGACUGAUGUCUGUUCAGUAAGAAUGUGCUUAGCUUAGCUUAGCAUAAAGAGCGGAAACUAAACCUUUAAAUCUGAAGCACUGAAUAUUUUAUAAUGCUAAAAAACGAGUUACUAUAAUGUACUAUAAUGAUUUAGAACAAUUUCAAAGCUUUGAGGGGUCUGAAAGUCUGGAAAAGCGCUGUAUAAAUGACGUCCAUUUCACAUUGAGUAUGCUUUGUUAGCUUAGCAUAGCAUAAAGAGAAAGCGAUUUCUUCAAAAAAACACACGUAAAAAGAAUAUAGCUUGGGUUUUCUACGCACAGAAUCUCAAUAAUAAUAGGGCUUGUAUUAACAUAGGCAACUUUGAAAGGAGAAGGACAUAUAUUAUCUAAAAUAUUCUAAAUAAAUCGUUUGAAUCACAGAUGUGUGUUUUCCCAUGCACACAAUCAUUCUACUCAUUUCAUGUUGUAACAUAGUUCUGUCAAUAAAUGCUUGUUAAUACUGGAGAAAUAAUGCUGUAAAUAAAAACAAGCUGUUUUAAACUGAGA